UUAUCUGGAAUCUUAGGCUUAAUGACGUGGAAGAGGCCGAUGAUGGUCUUGGUUAACCUGUUUGUUAUGCUGUCUGUCAUCUGUGUUCUGCUGGGCUUGGCUGGAUUUAUAUUAGGAUGUCAAGGCCUUCAGUUUGUGUCCAGUGUACCCAGAUGCGAUUUGAUGGAUAUAGGUGAAAAGAAGGUUUGUUUCUGCUGUCAAGAAUUACAUCUCACUAAAUGCUCAGAAGAGACUGCGCUGAAGCUGAACCACAUGAAGUCAUGCAGUGCUGUUCACCUUCGCCUCAAGAAAUUACUUUUUGCUCUUUGUACCCUGAAUGCUCUCACCACCACAGUUUGCUUGGUAGCAGCUGCCCUGCCUUACCUACGUGUUUGUACAACAGGAAGAUCCAACAUAGGUGAAGCUCAGGUUGAAGACCAACAUCACAUUUCGGAUCCUGAUGAUUUUGUCCCACCUGUGCCACCUCCUUCCUAUUUUGCAAUUUUUCAUCCUUAUACUCCACAAGUGAGUCGCAGGAUGCGUGGCUCCGACGUGAUUCCGUUGCACCAUAUUUACGGAGCGCGAAUCAAAGGAGUUGAGGUAUUCUGUCCUCUGGAUCCACCUCCUCCUUAUGAAGAUGUGCCGAGCCAGAGCAGCUCUGAGCAGGAAGGUGAACUCCAGAGAAGUGUUGCAGAGGUUGUUGAUUUGGGGGAAGUGAGUAACAGUCGGGCCUCUCAAGAUGAAGGAAUGCCUGAGUCUUCCAGCAGAAUGAGCCUUUCACCUUCAAAUGCAAGCCCAGUGCCUGGUGAAGGAGCCAGCAGAAGAGCCUUCAGUUUGUCACGGAAAUGGUCUAGAAGUGAUCCUGUGCUGCACUACCAGUUGCCUCAAGGGGCAGUGCUCAGCUGUGAAGCUGCAACUCAGACUGAAGUAAAACCAGACCUCUGUGCUGUCACCUUGCGGAAGAAUCUGAGAGAAAGAGUCUUGAGGGGAAGACCCCAUUCUUUGAUAGAUUACAAGUUUUACACAGACACUAAACUGCUUGUGUCAUGGUUCCUCGAGCAGUCCUCCUGGAUGAUGAGCCCGGACAUACAUGAAUUGGUGGAAGAUAUCAAGUCAGUUUUAAAAUCAGAUGAGAAACAUAUGUCAGAAGCGAUCACCAGCGCCACCUUCCUUGAGCAGGCUAUGGCACCUGCCCAGCAAGCCAUGUCAUUGAGUGCCCAUGGGUUACCUUCCAGACAACAUCUACAUCUUGAAUUUCUGCACCUGGACAGCUGUGGUGACCUGAGUACUUUUACCACAUAUGAAGAUCAGCUAGCAGAGAGGAGGAUCCAGAGAGCUGAACACAAACGGCCUCACAGUCUUAUUGGUGUUGUCAGGGAAACUGUACUCUGA
This is a messenger RNA of Chaetura pelagica (chimney swift), 1371 nucleotides long. RefSeq names its product family with sequence similarity 189, member A2 (gene ENTREP1). The coding region runs from base 22 to 1371 and encodes 449 amino acids. The record is from RefSeq and is a predicted model, not a curated record. NCBI's taxonomy places the organism in Eukaryota, Metazoa, Chordata, Aves, Apodiformes, Apodidae. The transcript has 10 exons.